AUGAUUAUAGUAACAGUCAACGACCGACUCGGCACCAAGGCGCAAAUCCCCGCUUUCCCCUCGGACACGAUCAAGCAGUUCAAGGUUAUGGUGGCGAUGCGAGUCGGUCGCGAGCCGCAUGAGAUCCUGCUGAAGAGGCAGGGCGAGAGACCGUUUAAGGAUCAGCUGAGCUUGGCGGACUAUGGAGUUAGUAACGGGGUGCAGAUUGAUUUGGAGGUUGAUACUGGUGAUUAAGGGAACCCUAAUGGGGGAAUGACAUGUCGCGUCGUGGAUACCCAGGUUGGCAAGCCAGCACACCAUUUGUCGUGGUUAGAGUUAUAUGGCGAAAAUGUUGGAAAUAUUGUAUGGACUUUGCGUGGAGAUGAUACGAGACAGGACUUGGGCGAAACGAAGUGGUAUAGUAAUCAUCAAACCUAGCUAC
Neurospora tetrasperma FGSC 2508 is the source of this 421-nucleotide messenger RNA. RefSeq lists its product as uncharacterized. Lineage: Eukaryota; Fungi; Ascomycota; Sordariomycetes; Sordariales; Sordariaceae. Gene Ontology annotation, cellular component: nucleus; cytoplasm. Gene Ontology annotation, molecular function: protein tag activity; protein binding. Gene Ontology annotation, biological process: mRNA splicing, via spliceosome; protein modification process. The record is from RefSeq and is a predicted model, not a curated record. The coding region runs from base 1 to 234 and encodes 77 amino acids. The transcript has a single exon.